CUCAAGCAGCCCCUAUCCAUGUGCUGCCUCCGAGCUGCUCUCUUAUUACUGCUCACUUCCUGAAAGGAGACUUUUUAGCAAAGCCUCCAACUCCAGCUCUGCCUGGGUCUGACAGAAGAAGGUUCUUAAGGAAGGCGACACAAACCCUCAGCCUGGAAACUUUCUGACACACGCAGGGCUGAGGGGGAGAGAGGAGCUUUUGGCUGCUGCUGGGAAAAAGAAGAGGAAAAAAAAAAAAAGAGAGAGAGAGAGAGAGAAACUGAAGGAAUUAAAAAGGAAAAAAAAAAAAAAAAAAAGAAGAAAGAAGGGAAAGCACUCAAAAAGGGCGAUGCCGGCGCUGGGGACGCGCCCGUGCUGACCCCUCGCUGCUGGCCCGGCACUGCCACCCCCGCGGCCUCGGGAGAGCACGGAGCGGCCGAGGAUGCCUGCGGAGGGACCCGCGACUCCUCUCUGCACAUAAGGGGUGGCCGAGGGAGAGACAUGUGGGGACAGCGCCCUGCCAGCCGGCACAGAUCUCCCUGCUCCGAGCCGAGCGGCGCUGACCAUGGCCACAGCCUGGAGGCUCCUCGCCUGGACCGUGACCCUCGGCCUGGCCGGGGGCGCCUUCCCCGGGUUCUCCUUCCAGUCACAAGAGGAAUUCCUCUCCAGCUUGGAUCACUAUGAGAUCGCCUUCCCCAUCCAAGUGGACCAGAACGGGGAUUUCCUCACCUUCGACAUGCGCCGGCAGCUGAAGCCGCGGCCCCGGCGCUCGCUGCCCUACGAGCCCUCGGAGCAGCAGGUCUUCUACAAGGUCUCUGCCCACCACACCCAGUUCCUGCUCAACCUGACCCUGCACUCCAACCUGCUGGCCGAGCACUUCACCGUGGAGUACUGGAAGCGGGAUGGAAUGGACUGGCAGCACGACUUCCACGAGGAUUGCCACUACGCCGGCCACCUGCAGGACCAGUACCUCAGCUCCAAGGUGGCCAUCAGCAACUGCAACGGGCUGCACGGGGUGAUCGUGGCGGAUGAGGAGGAAUAUUUCAUCGAGCCCCUGAGCCCCGGGGCCAACGUCAGCGCGGGGGCUGAGGGCAAGGGCAGCCCCCACGUGGUGUACAAGCGCUCCUCCCUGCAGUACCCCCACAUGGAUGCAGCCUGUGGAGUGAUGGACGAGAAGCCCUGGAAGGGGAGGCACUGGUGGCUGAGGACGCUGAAACCCUCCCCGCUGAAGCCAUCGGGCAACCACAGCCAGCGGGGGCAGCUGCCCCUCAAGAGGUCGGUGAGCAGCGAGCGCUACGUGGAGACGCUGGUGGUGGCUGACAAGAUGAUGGUGGGGUACCACGGCCGCAGGGACAUCGAGCAGUACAUCCUGGCCAUCAUGAAUAUUGUUGCCAAACUUUUCCAGGACUCGAGUCUGGGCAAUAUUGUCAAUAUCCUGGUGACCCGGCUGAUCCUGCUCACCGAGGAUCAGCCCACGCUGGAGAUCAACCACCACGCAGGGAAAUCGCUGGACAGCUUCUGCAAGUGGCAGAAAUCCAUCGUGAACAGGAACGGCAACGGGAACGCCAUCCCUGAGAACGGCAUCGCCAACCACGACACGGCCGUGCUGAUCACCAGGUACGACAUCUGCAUCUACAAGAACAAGCCCUGUGGCACCCUGGGCCUGGCCCCCGUGGGGGGGAUGUGUGAGCGGGAGAGGAGCUGCAGCAUCAACGAGGACAUCGGGCUGGCCACCGCCUUCACCAUCGCCCACGAGAUCGGCCACACGUUUGGCAUGAACCACGACGGGGUCGGCAACAGCUGCGGCUCGCGGGGGCAGGAGACGGCCAAGCUGAUGGCAGCUCACAUCACCAUGAAGACCAACCCCUUUGUCUGGUCCACCUGCAGCAGGGAUUACAUCACCAGCUUCCUGGACUCCGGGAUGGGACUGUGCCUGAACAACGCCCCUCCCAAGCAGGAUUUCAUCUACCCCACGGUGGCCCCGGGCCAGGCGUACGAUGCCGACGAGCAGUGCCGCUUCCAGUACGGAGUCAAAUCCCGCCAGUGUAAAUACGGGGAGGUGUGCAGCGAGCUGUGGUGUCUGAGCAAGAGCAAUCGCUGCAUCACCAACAGCAUCCCCGCGGCCGAGGGCACCAUCUGCCAGACCAACACCAUCGACAAGGGGUGGUGCUACAAGAGGGAGUGUGUGCCCUUUGGGACACGGCCAGAGGGCGUGGAUGGCGCCUGGGGCUCCUGGUCCUCGUGGGGCGAGUGCAGCCGGAGCUGCGGCGGCGGCGUGUCCUCGUCCGUGCGCCACUGCGACAGCCCCAGGCCCACCAUUGGAGGGAAGUACUGCCUGGGAGAGAGGAAGCGCUACCGCUCCUGCAACACCGACGACUGCCCGCCGGGCUCGCAGGAUUUCCGAGAGCUGCAGUGCGCCGAGUUCGACAACGUGCCCUUCCGAGGGAAGUACUACACCUGGAAAACCUACAGGGGAGGGGGUGUCAAGGCCUGUUCCCUCAACUGCCUGGCCGAGGGCUUCAACUUCUACACGGAGCGAGCGGCGGCCGUGGUGGACGGGACCCCGUGCAGGCAGGACUCCAAUGACAUCUGUGUCAACGGGGAGUGCAAGCACGUGGGCUGUGACCGGGUGCUGGGCUCCGACUCCAAGGAGGACAAGUGCCGGGUGUGUGGGGGAGAUGGCAGCUCCUGUGAGACCAUCGAGGGCGUCUUCAACCAGUCCCUGCCCGAGGGAGGUUAUGAGGAGGUGAUCCAGAUCCCCAAGGGCUCUGUGCACAUCGACAUCCGGGAGCUGAACCUCUCCAUCAACUACCUGGCGCUGCGAGGGGAGAGUGGUGAAUAUUUCAUCAAUGGGAAGCUCUCCAUCGAUCCCCCCCGGCGCUUCGACAUCGCCGGCACCACCUUCCACUACAGGAGGUCCCCUGAGGAGCCCGAGUCACUGGAGGCUUUGGGACCCACCAAUGUCACCCUCUUUGUCAUGGUGCUGGUGCGGACGGAGCUGCAGGGGAUCCGCUACAAGUUCAACGCCCCCGUGGGCAGGGACGGCUCCAGCCUGUACUCCUGGCACUACACCCCGUGGACCAAGUGCUCUGUGCUGUGUGCAGGGGGCAGCCAGAUCCAGUCUGUGGUGUGCAGGAAGCUCUCUGAUGGCUCCACCGUGCCCAACCAUUUCUGCAGUGCUGACACCAAGGUGCCUGAGAGGCAGAGGAGCUGCAACACCGAGCCCUGUCCCCCGGGCUGGGCCAUUGGGAACUGGUCCGAGUGCAGCCGGAGCUGCAACGAGGGCGUCCGGACCCGCAGCGUCUUCUGCAAGAGGAAGAUCUCUGCCAGCGAGGAGAAAACCCUGGAUGACGCCUCCUGCAGCCAGCCACGGCCAAAGAUGCUGGAGCCCUGCAACAACCAAACCUGUCCUCCAGAGUGGGUGGCCCUGGACUGGUCAGAGUGCACCCCCAGCUGCGGGCCCGGCUUCCGCCACCGCAUCGUGCUGUGCAAGAGCGGCGACCACAGCGUCACCCUGCCCACGGCGCAGUGCCACGAGGCUGCCAAGCCCCCCACCAGCAUGAGGUGCAACCUGCGGCGCUGCCCCCCGCCCCGCUGGGUCACCGGCGAGUGGGGAGAGUGCUCUGCCCAGUGUGGCCUGGGGCAGCAGAGGAGGUCUGUGCAGUGCCUGGCUCACACGGGGCAGCCCUCCCUGGAGUGUGUGGAGGCCCUGCAGCCCCCUGGGAUGCAGCAGUGUGAGACCAAGUGCGAGUCAGGGCCCACGGACAACCCUGAAGAGUGCAAGGAUGUGAACAAGGUGGCCUACUGCCCGCUCGUCCUCAAGUUCAAGUUCUGCAGCCGGACCUACUUCCGACAGAUGUGCUGUAAAACCUGCCAGGGGCACUAGGACACAGCGGGACCCCCGUGCCACAACUGGAAGGCCAAAGCUCUGCCAGAGGCUGCCCCAGCCCUGCCCUCCCUGCCCACCCUGGGAAUCUCCCCUGGCUCCCACAAACUCCAGCGUCACCCCAAGCCAUCCCCACAGCCCCCCCUGGGCCCCCAGCUUCACAAUGGCAGGUUCCCAGUUAAACCACUGCAGCCCCAGCUGGGUGAGCGCUGGGCGAGGGGGGAGCUGGGCAGAGCAGGGACUUUACUUGAAAUGCUGAUGUUGUUAUUUAUUAGGAGCGGAGCCAGGUCCUGCAGGCACCGCUGGGGGAGCAGCUCCACUCCUGCCCCGUCCUGCUGCGUGUCCCCAGGGGUCAGCAGGGGUCUGAGUGUCCCCAGGGGUCAGCAGGGGUCUGAGUGUCCCCAGGGAUCCCCACAGGGUCUGAGUGUCCCCAGGGAUCCUCACAGGCCCUGAGUGUCCCAGGGAUCAGCAGGGGUCUGAGUGUCCCCAGGGGUCAGCAGGGGUCUGAGUGUCCCCAGGGAUCAGCACAGGCCCUGAGUGUCCCCAGGGAUCAGCACAGGGCUGGAGUGUCCCCAGGGAUCCCCGCAGGGUCUGAGUGUCCCCAGGGAUCCCCACAGGCCCUGAGUGUCCCCAGGGAUCCCCACAGGCCCUGAGUGUCCCCAGGGAUCAGCACAGGGUCUGAGUGUCCCCAGGGAUCAGCACAGGCCCUGAGUGUCCCCAGGGAUCAGCACAGGCCCUGAGUGUCCCCAGGGAUCCCCACAGACCCUGAGUGUCCCCAGGGAUCAGCACAGGCCCUGAGUGUCCCCAGGGAUCCCCCCAGGGCUGGAGCACCCCGGGGCUCAAGGGGAUCCCAGGGCACACAGGCAGGAGGGUUCAGUUGCCUCAUGUGGCCAGCAUGGCUCGUCCUGCUGGGUGAUGGAUGCAGAGGAGCUGCUGUGGGGAGCAGGGCUGGGCAGGGGUUUUGUCCCCUUGGUUUGCACCCUGUCACCUCGGGACUGGCAGCAGGGGACAGGGAGCAGGUCACCCCCCAAGCAGAGGGUGACACCAGUUCAACUGGGAGAGGGGGUUCUCCAAACCCCAAUCUGGACUGGGGUGUUCCCCUAUUUGUCCUUAACACCCUCAUCACUUUCAGGACCAGUUUUUAUCCCUUGAAGCACGAGCUGAGGUGGGGGCAGGGGAGAGCUCGGGGCACCUUCAUGGGCAUCGAGGCUGUGCCAGGCUCAGGGAGCAAAGCAGAGGAGGGUGCAGGACACAGAGGGUUCUGUCAGUGUCCCCAGGGCAUGAACAGUCCUGUCAGUGUCCCCAGGGUAUGAAGGGUCCUGUCACAGUGUCCCCAGGGCAUAAGGGGUCCUGUCAGUGUUCCCCAGGGCCUGAAGGGUCCUGUCAGUGUCCCCAGGGCAUGAAAAGUUCUGUCACAGUAUCCCCAUGGCUUGAGGGGUGCUGUAACACUGUCCCCAGGACAUGAACAGUCCUGUCAGUGUCCUCAGGGCAUGAAGGGUCCUGUCAGUGUCCCCAGGGCCUGGCCCUGCCCAGGAUCUCCUCAGCCUCUGCAGUGCCCCCAGUUCCAAAGGUGCUUGACUUCCAAAGGUGCUUUUCCUCCGAAAGGUGCUUUGCCUCCAAAGGCAGCCUGGCCAGGUGUGGCUGUGGCCUGGAGGUGCCAGUCCCAGUGCCACCCACUCCCCUGCCUCCAGUGAUGGGGAAAGAACAGGCUUGAAAUUCCUCCAGGUCACCUCGUGGCCAAACCUGGGCCAAAUUCUGCACGGGCAGCCUGUGGGGGAGACCUGACUUCAACUCUCCAAAGCAUUUGUUAGCAUUGUGAUUGUCAUUGUUAUGAUUAUUGUCAGGCCUUUCCACAUCACAGCCAAAGGUGUGUUUUGUUCCCUGUGGUGCAGGGAGGGGACAGCCCCUUCCCCCAGGGCAAAUCCCCCCGUGUUCCUGCCCCAGCUGCAUUUUUGUGUCACCUGCUCCUCGGCCGAUCGCAGCUUCUCUGGUGCUCAGCAAACCUCGUUUCUCUUCCUUCCUGGUGCCAUGCUCCAUUCUGAUGUGUUUUUUGGGUGAGGGGAGGGGGUGUUUUCACCAUUUUUAUAUCAAUAUAUAUCUACUGACCAAUGUUUAACAUACUAACUCUGGGGAGGAGCGACGUAAGGCAUGAAUUAUAAUAAAGGAGUAGCUACGAUCCCGGGCA
Oenanthe melanoleuca is the source of this 6050-nucleotide messenger RNA. It is a transcript of the gene ADAMTS10, whose product is annotated as ADAM metallopeptidase with thrombospondin type 1 motif 10. The record is from RefSeq and is a predicted model, not a curated record. Gene Ontology annotation, cellular component: extracellular matrix. NCBI's taxonomy places the organism in Eukaryota, Metazoa, Chordata, Aves, Passeriformes, Muscicapidae. The transcript has 25 exons. Gene Ontology annotation, biological process: proteolysis; extracellular matrix organization. Gene Ontology annotation, molecular function: metalloendopeptidase activity. The coding region runs from base 545 to 3865 and encodes 1106 amino acids.